AUGGAUGACGAUCUUUUCGUCGCUCUCGCGUGCCGCCUUAAUCGCGUUGGCCAUAACCUGCUUGGCGUCGGCGCUGAACACGGACGUGCGGGCGUACUUCCCCGAGCCGAAGUGCUCCGCCAUGGCGGCGUCGAUGUCCGUUGCAAAGAAGGCCUUUUCGUCGUCGCCCAGCAGGCUCAGCACGCGCUGGACGCCCUGCUCCUUCAUGAAGGCGCUCCACUCGGCGAUCGACGCUGCGUCCACCGUCUUCGACGGGAAGCCCGGCCGCGAGGACCCGAAGGCCAGCUCGUCGCGCGCGGAGACGCGGCAGAAGUUGUGCGCGGCACGCUCGGGGGUCGACAUUGCGCGCGGGGAAGGGUGGCGGCAGCGGAGGAGGCCGGAAGGUGUAGGAGGGGGAGUUGCUACGAUAGAGGGACGACGGAAAGGCAGUGA
Chondrus crispus (carragheen) is the source of this 432-nucleotide messenger RNA. RefSeq lists its product as hypothetical. Lineage: Eukaryota; Rhodophyta; Florideophyceae; Gigartinales; Gigartinaceae. Bases 1 to 432 code for a protein of 143 amino acids. The record is from RefSeq and is a predicted model, not a curated record. The transcript has a single exon.